CCCGUCUCUAUGGUUGGUGCGGGACAGCCCCGCCCCUCCCGGAGGCCUCGAUGGCGGCUCUGAGGCGCUGGGCCCUGGCCCUGCUCCGGGGCUCGGUUCCGGUCGCGGUCGGGCUCCUGCUGUGGGUGGCGAUGGCCGCGGGGGACGAGAAGCGUCAGGAGCUGCUGAAGGCCCUGCCCGAGGCCAACCCCGCGGUGCUGGCGGAGCGGAGGCAGCACAACCGGCUCAUCAUGGCGGCGCUGCGGGAGGCGGCCGAGACCGACGACAACGUGGCGCAGCGGCCGGUGCCGUGGCGGAAGUGACGUCAGCACCGGUGUCCCCCUCCCCGUUAACCCCCUUGUCCUUUGUGCCCCCCCCCCACACCCCUGAAGCUCCGUUUGGAGGCGGAACCCAAAGCUCAGGCACCGGUUGGAGCCCGGAACCGUUUUGUGCCCGGACACUUCCGGCCCGUGCGCUAUGGAACCGGAGCCGGUGAGGCCGCGGCCGCUGUUCGGGGGCUGCCUGAGCUGCCGGUUGCUGUCCGGGCUCGGGCUGCUCCUCGCAGCCGCUUGGGUCUAUCAGGGCCCCCGGAUGAGCAUGAAGAGAGGGAUCCCCCCGACCAUGGGAACCAUCGCGCAGAUCACGUUCGCACUCGGUGUGGGGGCCUGGGGCGUCGUCAUCCUCGUGGAUCCCGUUGGGAAGCAGCUGCGCAAGGAGCCGUGACGUCAUCGGGACGCUGUGACGUCAUCAGAUCCCUGAUGACGUCACCUGGACUCGCGGGGGUGG
Messenger RNA from Melopsittacus undulatus (budgerigar), 765 nucleotides. It is a transcript of the gene UQCC3, whose product is annotated as ubiquinol-cytochrome c reductase complex assembly factor 3. The record is from RefSeq and is a predicted model, not a curated record. The transcript is spliced from 3 exons. The coding region runs from base 51 to 302 and encodes 83 amino acids. NCBI's taxonomy places the organism in Eukaryota, Metazoa, Chordata, Aves, Psittaciformes, Psittaculidae. Gene Ontology annotation, biological process: mitochondrial respiratory chain complex III assembly.